AUGUCAGAUCAAAAGUGGCAUCGAUAUCCCCGAGCUCGGGUCAGGCCCGACGGCACUAGGAGGCGCGCCCGCAAUGAACUGGCUGCCCGCAGUGCUCGCCGCAAUGCCCCUGGCAAUCAAAGGGAGAGAGCCGACACUAGGGGCCGUGCUCAGGAGAUGAAUCAGCAGCCCUGGCGACAAGCGGCCGAUCGCGAGAGCCGACAGCCACACUGGCAGAAUGCGAGGGGAGCCGACGCUCGGCCCCGGGAUCAACAUCAGGACUGGUACUACGACGAGGAGGACGAAGACGUUGAAGACUACCAGUUUGACACCAGUGACCGGCACGAAGUACAUGCGACGGAAGACGACGAGGGCUACCUCAAGAUCUGGUGGCAGGGAGAAUGGUGGUUCCGGCAGAAACCACCUGACCCACCGGCAUCGCCAAAGAAGAGGCAGCAGGCUAGCAGCUCGAGCGAGCAAAGGAGGCCUACCACAGAGGGAGCCGUUCCUCCGGCCCCUGCCCAGCAUGUCUCCGAGGGCCUCAAGCAGUUCGUCCCCCCUGCCCGAGACAGUGUGCCUCCACAAUCCUUGAGAGCCAUGCGUGAAAAAUGGAACCUGCUGGACAUCAUCGAAGAUGACAUCAAUGUCCUGCGCAAGAAGAAGGUCGCCCUCAUGUUCAAAAAUUUCUUCGAAAUGGGGCACUUCGUCAAGCAUCAUGAAGACUUCCACCACUCGGAGUCCCUGAAGAUCAUCCCGGCCGCAGGCAACUGGAACCUUGCGUUUGUCAUGUGCCUGAUUUCCAGAGACAAGCUCAACUACGCGAACCACUCCACCUUCGGCACGGCAGUGGAAUGCUGGUUAUGGAGCCUGUCCAAAGAUGCGGACUUCGAGCCCAUCCUCACCCAGUUCGCCGGCAUGCUGCACAGCGUAAUCGCACUGUUUGAGGGAGAUGAUGAGCAAAUUGUCCGAGUGGCAAUUCAGGACCAAACCAGCCAGGACAGUAGAGAUGAUGACAUGCCGGACAGGACCUCCAAGCACAUGGGAUACACGGCUCCUGCAACCCGGACUGCCGAGCUGACUUCAUCUGAUGCCUAUGUGGAAAUGGAGGUUGACUACCCUACGGGGCAAACGCCACCAAAUCAAUCUGGCAGCAUCCCCCACUCCCCGCGCAGGGUCGAGAGAUACAACAUCUACACGGAGACGACCUACGCCAGCAGCGAUGGCACCUCUCUGCCCACGCCAGCACGCGAUUCGGCCCCCUUUGGGGAGCCGACGAAGCUCUACUGGAAACUGGACCAGUCUCUCUCCAAAAGACUGUCAGUUGUUCUGAGGCACGACUCUGAAGACUUCGGCUUGACGUUCGACGAGGCCGGGUGGACCAAGGUGUCAGACCUUUUACGCACCUCCAUCAUGAAGGAGAAGGGGGCAACCCCCAACUACAUCCGCUCGGUGGUCUACUGGAACGACAAGCAACGCUUCGCGCUCGAAUGGCGCGGUGCCGAUCUCUACAUCAGGGCGGUUCAAGGUCACUCCAAGAAAGGACUACGUGAUGAAGCGGUCAUGCGGCCCCUUGGGGAUGCCGAGUUGCCGGAGUACGUCCUCCAUGCAACCAACUGGGACUUCUAUGGCUCGAUCUUGGCGAAGGGCAUCAUCACGGGAGGCCUCUCCCAGUCCCGGACACACAUUCAUUGCGUUUCCGUAGACAGAAGUGAAUAUCGGAAUUACCCCGCGCAUUGUGACAUCGCAAUCAUUCUCUCCCCGAAAGAAUCGGGGGCCCUUUGGUUCCGUUCAAUGAACGGCUACUACUUAACCCGGGGUGCCGAUGGCAAGCUGGCCCCGCAUUGUAUAAAGGCCGUCAGGAUCCUGGCAUCGGGAGAAGAAGUUUUUGGCUCAGAGGGGCCACCGGCUGCUGAUGUCGUCAUGCAGGCCAUUGUUCGGACUAUGAUCGACGAGAUGUCCCAGACGCACAUCACCGAGCCGCGCUGGUCCCAAGUCCAGCGGCUGGGCCCCAAGCUUUCGAAGUCUUUUCUGGAUGUGGAUUCUUAUCCUUUGUGGCAACACGUAAUCACCAUAACAGCAUCGGGUGGAUUGCCAAGAGAUCGCUGCGACGAGCUCGCGCACGAGCCUAUGCCACAGGCGGCCUGGCAAGAACUCAUGUCAUGGUUAAGUGAGAAACCAGAUGACUUUGACAUCGUGUUCGUGCAGGAAACACACUGGAAACAGGAGGGGUGCCGCACUUUCUCGUCCGGCCCCUGGUUCGUCGUCUCCUCAGGGGCUACAGGCAAAGACAAAUGCUCAGGAGUUGCCACUCUGAUCCAUCAAAAUGUCUGCAAGCAAGAUAAUGUUAGCUACAGGGUUCUUAGGCAAGGCAGAGUACUCUCGGUUCGACUGCAUCACCCGCAGAACGGCUCGGAUCUUCUGAAUGUCUACCAGCAUGUGUGGAGGACAAACAUUGACAAAGCCGAGAACCUGAAAGCUCGGGCCUCAAUCUGGGAUGCGAUACGGUCUAGCAUCAUGAAGAGUCCACAACGGAACGACUUGAUUAUUGCGGGAGACUUCAAUUGCUCCAUCAAAACCUCGAGGGGAUUGAUAGGUAGCGCCGUUGUUGCCAAAGUAGAGGGAUCGCCUGACGAAGAUGACUUUCUGGGAAUACUCCAGGUGGAUGAGAUCAUGAAAGAACACUUGCAAACCGUCUACCCUCCCGAACCUGAAGUUGACAACCGCGUUUCGCAGAAUCCGCAGUUUAAGCACACCGCGAAAGAGAUGUGGGCUAAGUACAAGGAAUGGAAAUCCACCAAAGCGAACAGCUUAAUCGAAACUCUCCGGAAAUGGAAAAAGUACACCGAGUUUCGCGUGGCCUCUAAAGCGAUGAAACAAACUGCCAAGAAAAUCAAACGCGAAAAGCUGCAGGCUGUCGCUGAGGACCUACAAGUUGCUGCCGCUAUCGGCGAUCAACGGAAGGUAGCCAAAACGCUGGAGCCCAUCCUGAUGCGAUCCUGGGGGGAGGUUAAAUGCGCAGGAGGCAUAUGCUUCUCCCUUGACCUAGAGGGGGCGUUCGACAAUGUCCCUCGCACUGCCCUUGCCACUAGCCUGAGACGCCUAGGGGUCUCCGAAACGCUGGUGCAACUCCUUAUGCAGUUCCAUUUCGAGGCAAGGUAUCACUGCUCAGUCGGCGUUCAUGAGGACCACGUCACGACCACACGAGGCAUCAAACAAGGCUGUACGGUCGCGCCGUAUUUGUUUGUGGCACACACAAUUGCUAUCAUUGACACACUAGCGGAGCGCCUAGGCUGGGACUGGGUAACGCAGCUGUUCACUUUUUACGCCGAUGACGCAUUAGCUGCAUGGACGUUAAAAAGCGCCGAAGACCUUCAGGGUGCCAUUGGCGGCAUCCAAAAAGUCGUGCAAACCUUUAACGACCACGGUAUGACUCUCAGCGCAACCAAAUCGGUCGUGCUGUGUCACGCCAAGGGAGCAGAUGCAAUUAGGAUCUUGCAGAAACUUAAGGUCUUUAAGGACAAACUCCCACACCUUGCCUUCAUGCAACACGGCGAGCAGAUUCUGAUCCCCCUCAGGAAAACACAUCAGUACCUAGGUACCAAAUCUGGAGAGCCGGGGUGUGGAGCUCAGCAGCGCACGGGCUACUGGCGGUGGGUGUUAGACCCACAGGUCCGGGCGCAGCUCGCGCUGGCUAUCAACUCACUCCAUUCGAUGAGUGCAGGUGAGCAGCUUCCUGAAGAUAAGGACGUGUGGGCAGUCACCGCCAACGGCAAACUUGAGGACUACACUGUGAACAUGACGACGGAAGUGGUGAGCGUCUUCGGCAACCUACUACCAGGGUUAGCGACGAACAUGAGAGAGACCUCGAAGCAGCCGAGAGAAAUGGACCGGGAGACCGAGAACGCACCGAACAAGCGACCCAAAGCGGCCCGGCGAGGACAGCGGGGAGGCCGGCGGCAAAUUGCAGACGAGAACCUGAACUCGGUGGUGACGCUCCUGGCAAAUCUGUCGUUGCAGCAGGAGGACGCCCUGAACCGUCUACGCCUGGACACAUCCUUCACUUUCCACCUCCAGCAACAAGGCCCAGGAACCAUAUUGCUGCCGCUUUUCAAGGCGGGGCAGGAAUGGCAACAAAAACAGAAGAAAGGAGAGAACGUCCCCCCGAUGAGAAUCGUUGCGCUGGGCCUCCUGCUGAAAGAGGUCGUGGCAAGAGUCCAACUGAUGGUAGGAGAUCCCACGGCCGUGGAGAAUGCGAUGAAGCAUCAGUGGCUCGACCAGCAGAAGCGCUUCGUGUAUCAGGAGUGGAACUCGGCCACCAAACAGGUGGAGCCGUCGGCGACAGCCAAGAGCCUGAAGGUGGAAGAGGCGACGGAGCUCAUCAACCAGGUCGCCGAGCUGUGUCUUCCGGAUCUGGUCACCAGGUUCUGCGCCCAAAGGCGUCCCAAGCAAGAGCCCCAGGAAGGCGACAAAGCAGUGUUCCUCAUCGAAGUAGCCAUGCGAGAUCCGAGAGCAAACAUCCUGCAUCAGAAACUGCGACAGUUGGCCAACUGCGCGGUGUGGAAUGUGGUGGGAGCGCAACUGCAGCCGCCAAACCAGCAACGCCACGGACUGGCAAUGGCACUGCAAAAGGCCCUGGAAAACAUCUGA
Molecule: messenger RNA, 4626 nt
Organism: Symbiodinium natans
Lineage: Eukaryota; Dinophyceae; Suessiales; Symbiodiniaceae
Source: the annotation of a GenBank genome assembly